Messenger RNA from Anneissia japonica, 1179 nucleotides. Its product is annotated as histidine triad nucleotide-binding protein 1-like. Gene Ontology annotation, molecular function: hydrolase activity. Gene Ontology annotation, cellular component: cytoplasm. The coding region runs from base 74 to 427 and encodes 117 amino acids. The transcript has 3 exons. Lineage: Eukaryota; Metazoa; Echinodermata; Crinoidea; Comatulida; Comatulidae. The record is from RefSeq and is a predicted model, not a curated record.
AUAUCAAAGAUACUAGUAUCUUUGAUGUAUAUUGGUUUUCAGUGCGAAAGUCGCUUACCACACCAGCAGUACCAUGGCCUCUGUUGGGGGAGACACUAUUUUUGGAAAAAUUAUUCGCAAGGAAAUUCCUGCGGAUAUUAUUUAUGAAGAUGAACAGUGCCUGGCAUUUAAAGACAUCAACCCACAAGCUCCUGUUCAUUUCUUAGUCAUUCCCAAAAGACAAAUAGCCCAGCUCUCUAAGGCAAAAGAGGAAGACAAACAGCUUCUAGGACAUCUAAUGUUCAUUGCUCAGAAGGUUGCAGCUGAUAUGAAACUGGACAACGGUUUCCGUGUAGUUUUGAACGACGGAGCUGAUGGUUGUCAGACGGUAUUCCAUAUUCACCUUCAUGUUAUUGGAGGGCGUCAACUCAGCUGGCCACCUGGAUAAGUGGCCACCUGUAUAAUGAUGCAGUGCCUGGAGGGAACAAUUUUCAAGCAGACAAUGCUUCCUUCUCAAAUAUUUUGUAAGGGUACUGUACAUGCUUAUAGAGUACAUGUUGCUGUACCGUGACACAAAUUGUUGUGGUUGAAGCUCUACAGUUUAUCAUACUUUUUUUAACUGAUGUAUCAGCCUAAUAAUCUACAAUUUUACAGUGCAAAAAAUACAAUGUUGUGCAAAUGGCAAGAACUUACUACGGUACAUAAGUUGAAGAAGCUAUAUAAACUGUAGCUAGUUGAAAAGGCACUUAUGCGUAGUGUUGCUUAGUAAAUCUUUGAAUUAAAAUUAUUACCAGUUCAUACUUUUAAAUUAUACAUAAUCAAAAUGUAAAAAAAAAAAUAUUUGUUUUAACAUUUCAUCAUUUAUUUCUGUAUGAGUAAAUUAAAUUUGACCAUGAUUUUGACUAGGUAAAUCAGUCAAACUAAAAUUUGUUAAAAAAACCGAAAGGUCCACUGAUUAAUCUCAGAUAAGAAAGUAUAAUACAUACUCCAAGUAUUCAAAUACACGCCAUCGUGUUAGGAUUCAAUAUUUCGACAUUAAUUAUGUCAUUAAUCAUUCCUGAUGAUGACAUAAUUAAUGUCGAAAUAUUGAAUCCCAACACGAUGGCGUGUAUUUCAAUACUUGGAGUAUGUAUUAUACUUUCCUAAAAUUUGUUAAGUACGGUGAAUUAUGUAAAGCAUAAUAAAUGAUUAAGCUCAUAA